AUGACUGUCGCUUCGUCCUGUAUUCUUGGGCUCUCGACAAAAGUACAAAUGGAGCUUGUCGGUUUAGCUGAGGAAUAUUCUCCGAGCUAUCUCCAUAAGCAGAACAUGACAUCGAGCGUGACUCCAGUAGACACACAGUCGAUCGCUGGCAUACCCGUGGAGCUAGGGCAGCCUGUGCAUGUGAAUACCAAGAAACAGCUGCAACGUCAAAUAAAUGCUAUCGUAGCAUGGAGUGAAGUGGAUCGUGCACCCGUAAAUGUGGCACAAACGAUGGUACGCGGCAACGAGCACCAAAUUGGCGAGCAUCCUUAUUUUGUGUGUGAGAAAUCAGUAGGUGUACGCUACUUGGCACUACUAGUGCAAGGACGUUGCUACCUUAUUGCUCAAAACUAUGACAUUCGGGAGGUCGCGCUUUUUUGCCCUGUGCGGCCUGAUCGUUUACAGCCUGGAGCUGAUCGGAACACAGUCGUGCCGCACCAAUGGACCAUUCUGGACGGACUUAUGGUUUGCGACAAAGAUGGCACCAAGUCGGUUCUAACACUUCUACUAUACGACAUCUUAGCACUCAAUGGCAGUCCCGUAAUGACGUCAAAGUUACAAGAUCGACUCAAGUUGAUCCAGAACGACGUGGUCGGACCACGCAAGCAGCUGCUUCCGCCAAAAGGACAACCUCCUGACAUGUUUCAGCUUGUGCUACAAUCCAUGUAUCCUAUCAAUCGUGUGGGGCAUGUUAUUCACAACAUUAUACCUAGAGUCUCCCAGACAAGACAAAAUGCGGGGCUGCUCUUUACACCAGUGCUACUACCGUACACGCCUGGACACUCAAAGGGGCUUUUUCAAUGGACGCCAAUGUCAUUACUCUGUGCAGAUUUUCAAUUGGGUGUAGAGUGGAGAGGACGUCCACCAAAGCCAGGAUUUAAGCUCAUGAUCCAUGACAAGCGCACGCAGAUCUUUCACGACUGGAUCACGUUUACAGCAGAUGAUUUCGAGGCUUUUCGGCAGGACAAAAAGGCUUCUUCACGAAUUCUAGAGUGUGUUUAUGACCCCGAUUGGCUUACGUAUAUUCCUUCACACGACAAGAGCACAUGGGAAAUUGGAAACGCAGAGUUUAACGCUACCGAGCGCGGUCUUGGAUGGCGAAAAGGUGGCUGGAAGUAUGUUAGAAGCCGUCCAGAUCGCAGCAUGCCGUAUGAACGUAUCUUUCUUGCGAUUAUUGAAAAAGCAAUAAACGAGGACAUCAAGUUGGAUGAGAUCGAACGAUUCUUUCCUGAAGACACUAGCAAAAAAACAAUGUCGUUGCAACAAAAGAAUCGUCAUGAUGCUCCUUUGACAUCCGAAGAUAAUACUCCGCCAAACAAGAAGAAACGAGGCAACACUAAUACAGCAAGUGGUCAGAAUACUGGCACAGGCGUGUGCUACGAUUUCCAGAACAAAGGCGUCUGCCAACGCGGUCGCUUCUGUCACUUUUCGCAUUGUGCAUGCAAUUCGACAUGCUCGUGCACACCAACCAAGAAUACUUAUGGCCAACGACCAUCUUACAGAAGAAAUGAUUACGAUGCACCACCAUCACCUGAACUUGUGCCUUCGAUCGGUGAUGCAUCCGGAGUGCCAGACAAGACUUCUGUGAUGCGUCAUACUAACUCAUUGGACCGUAAUUUUAGCAUGGAAAUCGACGGGAAUCCUGGAGAAGAGGGAGAAGCUGGAGAGCUCACCGACAACGGUAAUUUGCACAUGAAAAUCAUUUUCGCGCCUCUCGAACAUUUCGAUAAAGAAACCAUUGCUGCUAAACGAGCACAGCUGACAGCGCUUGGAAAUCGACGUAUUUGGGCAAGCCUAGGACUCGAGGACAAGCCUCAGCGAACACGGCCUUGUGGACUUAUCGUAUCCAAGUCUGGUGAAGUGGUGUAUGUUCGACCGCUUGAAAAAUGA
Plasmopara halstedii is the source of this 1929-nucleotide messenger RNA. Its product is annotated as mrna capping enzyme. Gene Ontology annotation, molecular function: metal ion binding; ATP binding; mRNA guanylyltransferase activity. The transcript is spliced from 8 exons. The record is from RefSeq and is a predicted model, not a curated record. The coding region runs from base 1 to 1929 and encodes 642 amino acids. NCBI's taxonomy places the organism in Eukaryota, Oomycota, Peronosporomycetes, Peronosporales, Peronosporaceae. Gene Ontology annotation, biological process: 7-methylguanosine mRNA capping.